Dovyalis caffra is the source of this 897-nucleotide messenger RNA. The record is from the annotation of a GenBank genome assembly. Lineage: Eukaryota; Viridiplantae; Streptophyta; Magnoliopsida; Malpighiales; Salicaceae.
AUGUCCGUGUCUUUGUCGGCUAUGCGAUUGCCGAGUAGUGGUUUGGAAUUGGGUUUAAGGCGGGGAUGGGGAUCAUGCUCGCAUAACAAUAACAACGAUAAUUGCAAUACUACUAACUAUAAGAAGAAGCUACUGGUUAUCUCUUCAUCUUCGGAUGAUGGAAUUGGAAAAAGGAAGACCAAGAGAGAUGAUAACAGCGGCUCUUUGGUGGUCUCCGGAACGACAGCUAGAGGACGAAGAUUGCUUAAACUUCGUGACGAUAAAAGGAAACGAGAAUACGAUCGCCUUCACAACUAUCCUGCCUGGGCCAAAGUUCUUGAAGAUGCUUGCAAAAACGACGAGGAACUUCGUGCUCUUCUUGGUGACAGCAUAGGCAACCCGGAACUGAUGAGGCAAAGAGUGGAAGAUAGAGUGAGGAAGAAAGGCCGAAGUAACUUUCACAAGUCUAAAACGGGUUCUGUUGUUUCCUUCAAAGUCAGCUUCCGAGAUUUCAACCCUAUUGAUUCCUACAUUUGGUUUGAGUUUUACGGCUCUCCUUCUGAUCAGGAUGUUGAUCUUAUUGGCACUGUGAUUCAAUCUUGGUAUCUAAUGGGACGUUUGGGUGGUUUCAAUUCUUCCAAUUUGCAGUUGGCAAAUUCAUCUAUGGAGUAUGAUCCCCUCUAUGAUGCAGAUAAGGGCUUCAAAGUGAUGCCAUCAUCAUUUCAUGAUAUCAGUGAUGUUGAGUUUCAGGAUAACUGGGGCCGUGUAGUUUUUGGGGGUCGCCGGAUGGGCGAUUGGGAAGAAGGGAUGACAAACCCGGAAUAUGGAUACAAGUACUUCAAAGUUAAAGCCGAGGAUGAUUUAAACACUUUGCUGAAUGUGUAUAGAGAAACAAGUGCUGCUGCGGCAUUUGCUUGA